Trypanosoma cruzi is the source of this 1380-nucleotide messenger RNA. RefSeq lists its product as uncharacterized. NCBI's taxonomy places the organism in Eukaryota, Euglenozoa, Kinetoplastea, Trypanosomatida, Trypanosomatidae. The coding region runs from base 1 to 1380 and encodes 459 amino acids. The record is from RefSeq and is a predicted model, not a curated record. Gene Ontology annotation, cellular component: endoplasmic reticulum; Golgi apparatus; plasma membrane. The transcript has a single exon.
AUGACAUCAUCUCCUAUUGCGUCAAGAAAAUGCAGGAAUUUAAUAACAAAUGGCCGAUGGGCAAAUUAUGGCCGCACCAGUUACGGCGGCAAUCCUGUUGUUCAACAAACAUUACCUGCAUUUUAUUUAUACUUUACCCCUGUUUACGUCGUACUUGCCUUUUUCCUUGUGGCGGCAUUAUUUAUUCCAUUGGGUGUUAUUUCUAUCCUUGCCAGUGAUCGCUUCUAUGAGGUACGGCAAGCGUACAACGAGAUUCAUCGGUACCAGUAUAUACCGACAAACCCAGCGGUCAAUAUAAAUCAAGGUAUUCGAUCAUUUACGGUAGGAAAUAAAACAUACAAGCAAGGCACCCGUACACGAGUCAUGCUGGAGGUGCGUGAGACAUUAAAAGCUCCGGUGUAUCUUUACUAUACAUUGGGGAACUUCUUUCAAAACUUUAGGGAUUACCACAAUGGGGCCUCACGGAACUUGCUGCGUGGAACCGAACGUCGUAGUGGGAGGUACAAGGAAUGUGAACCGUUUCAAAAACCCGGAUUUUUGAAUGAUGCGCUGGGAAAAGAAGUACACGUUGAUGUUGACGGUAAAAUACAUGUGAUGCAUUACGGGGAUUUUAUUUAUAACCCGUGUGGGAUGGCACCAUGGUCCAUGUUUAAUGAUACCUUUGUUCUUUACCGUGUGGUAAACCCAAAGACUGGCAACGCACCAUCCGCAGCCGAUCUCGUUAUGAUUUGUAAUUCGAGUGAUUUUGGUCCCAGAGGCGAACCCCUCGGUCAAAGUGCCUCGCCCAAUCACUGCCACAAGAAGGGUAUCACUUGGAAAGCAGAUGAAGAGAUACGAUAUAAGCCGUUGCAACCACAACUUAAAUGGUGGUCUCUGCGCUAUCCCUACCCUAAUGAUAAUGUGUAUCUCACAAACGGAUGGUACGUGGAUGAGCCCGGACAUAGUUUAACCGAUCCAUCCGAUUAUGACUUACAAGUGUGGCUACGAGGAGCGGCGCUACCAAACUUUAGGAAACUGCUUCGAAUUAUUGACGUGGACCUUGAAAAGGGACAAUAUGUCAUGGAAAUUGAAGAGUUUUUUGACGUCACGACAUUUCGAGGAUCAAAAGGGUUUCUUCUCCGUACAACUUCGUGGGUAGGAAAGGACGGUCAUGCCCUUGGAAUCGCCUUUCUUGUCGUUGGGGCCCUGUCAUUUGUAUUGGGUGCAAGUUUUGCUAUUGAGUUUUUUUUGCAGCGGAACAGGGAUGAUCGCCCGCUGCCGGAACCCAAAGCACGUUGGUACAUAUUUGACCCCAAUGGUGUUGAAAUGAGGGUAUAUUAUGAACAAUUAACCAAACGUCAAGUACCCAAAAGACAAAGUUUUCAAAAUGAAAUACAAUAA